Molecule: messenger RNA, 8551 nt
Organism: Wasmannia auropunctata (little fire ant)
Lineage: Eukaryota; Metazoa; Arthropoda; Insecta; Hymenoptera; Formicidae
Gene: pcx
Product: pecanex-like protein 1
Exons: 16
Coding region: 308-7270 (2320 amino acids)
Biological process (GO): endoplasmic reticulum organization
Cellular component (GO): membrane; endoplasmic reticulum
Source: RefSeq, a predicted model, not a curated record
ACGUCUCUCCCGUUCCUUCCUACGGGUCCGGCGGCGCGGCUGGCGGGUGCGUCUGUGUGGUGGUGCGGAGGGUCCCGACCGAGUCGUGUCUGUCGUGUGUGCGCCGCCAGAACCCAUCGAUUUAACGGGAACACACAAAAUAAGAUGCAACGUCGUCCCGCCGUACGUCGCGCGUCCGGCCGUGUCGUGGUGGUGCCGACGACUGCACCGUGCGCGACCGCGAGCAGGAUAAUCGCCGGGCUUUAUUAAGGGGGACGUAAUGGGAAGAUGGUGAGGCAGCUCGGUUACCUCGGCCACUGGGAGCAGCAUGGGUUCGCAAACGCUGGAGAUCCUGCGGCAGGGCGUCUGGGCGAGCCUGACGGGCGGCUGGUUUUACGAUCCGCAUCUCGACGUUUUCUCCAACACGUUCCACCUCUACGUCUGGCUCUUCCUGCUCUGCCUGCCGUUCACGAUCUACCUGUAUUUCCCUCCUACGUUGUACGUCUGGCUGGCGUACUGCUCGUCGUUCGUCGCCGUGUUCGGCACGAUAAAGUGCGUGAAUCAUGCCCUGCACUCCGUUUACGACACGUCGGAAUGUCUGGAGGAACCCAAUCAAACCGUCAGCCAGCAGAAGUCGGAGGGCGAGAAGAAAUGGUCGUGCCAUAACAAAUCUCGGGAGCAGUCGGAUCAAGAUCAGACCGGACACGGCAUAGAGCUGCAAGUCUUGAAUGGUAAAACGGACACACCACCUGUAGAAUGUUCAUCACGUAAUUCGUUUAUUGAACCAAAUAUACAGAAUUCCGACGCAGAUAGCAUAACGUCUGAAUAUACUCGGGAUAAGGCUAGCUCGACCAUAGAUUUAAAGGUAGAGAUACAUAGGAAGAACAGCUCGGAAAGCUCGGAAGAGGCGCAGCAGCUUAGUAAACCGAUGGUAACCAGCAUUAACGUGCACGAAGCUGAAUUAGUUUCUGCACAAUAUCACGAGCCACGUUCUAAAAACAUUAUAAAUGAGUGGAAAUUGAAGCGGCAAAAGUGUGUGGUGAUAGCGGAGGAAGACCGGCCGGGAUCGCGUAAGUUGUGUCGGCACUCGUCCGAGGAGUCCAGAAAUCGGCAUUCGAAUCAAAGCAAUCUCGGUAAAACGGGAUCCGAGAGCCAGAUAAAGCAGAUCAGCUCGUUGGAAUUGACGAAUCACCGCCACAUCGGCGACGAUUACCCGUACUGGAUGUACAAUCGGAGCGUUCGCAGGCUCAACUCCAAUUCCAUACCGAAGGCACGUUUGACGAACGACCAUCCGCAGAGCUUAGAAAUCAUAUCAAAGAAGGGGGAUGCGGACAACAACAAGAUCUCGUCUCAUCCGCAAUCAUUAGAGAUUAUUACCAAGAAACCGCACCAGCAACUGAUACACCCGCAGAGUCUUGAGACAAUCGGCGCUACCAGUAAAAACAUAAGCACCGACGACAAUAACCUGCCUCUUCAUCCCCAGAGUCUCGAAACAAUAAAUACCAAAAAGGUCUUACCGCCAAACCCACUGAGGAGAAAUCAAAUGCAGCUCUUGCAUUAUCUUAGUUUCGGAUCCGAGAUAGUUUACCCGAUAGCGGAACAGAGCGACGAGCAGUUCGCCAAUGAGAGCUCAGAGGAAUUCAGCCUGUGCGAUUCUUACAGUCCGCUGCUCACGCGAAAAAACAUAAGUGACGCGAGCGCUACGUCUAAUCGGGACAGGAGUCUCAGCGCCGGCAGAUUUGAGGAAAGAUUCUCGAGAUUUAACGACGACAACGGAGUAGAUAAUAAUUCGGCAAAUUCUCGAGACGCUUUGCUAGAGGAGUCCAAAUCCAGAGGAGUGAAGAGAAGAUACAGCAAUGCCAAUCAGAGCAACCACGAGUUUUCGGAUGGCGAGAAGACCAAGGAGAGCAGGCGGGACAAAUCGAAAACUAUGGAGGAUCCGCUCAACUCGGGGAGCAUCGUCGGAAUAGACUGGUUGUUCGAGGAUUGCUCGGGGGAACCGUGGACAAGUAAGAUAUUUUGGACUUUCACUCGCUCUGAUGAUACGGAUACAUCAGAAAGCCUACAGACGGCUAGUACAGAUUAUCUUCAUUCUAAAGAGCCCGAUUCGGGAUCGUCCAGUACAACGACCCUUAGCAUCGAGAAUGAGGUGAAGCGAAAUUUGCUGCCGCAGCUGGAGGUGGACAGCACCACCAGCAAGCGUCACCAGGGAGCGAUCCCCAAGCAGAGCCGUCCAAAACCCAGCGCGUCGGACGCCGCGGACGACAGUAUCGUGCCGAGCGCCGAGCAGCCGCAGGAGAAUCUCAAGCGUUACAUCGAAGUGCGGCGGGAGCGCACCAGGAGGCGGGGGGACACCAAGUUCGAGCAGACGGGCGGUUCGAACAACGAGCUGAGCACGCUGCUGCCGAAUCCGGCGUCUCCGUUGCUGGCGGCGCUGCUGAACAACUCCGGCCGGGAUCUGCCCGGUCAGUCGAGCGCCGCCACGUCGUCCGACUUGCGGCUCAGUCGCAGCUCCGACAAGCGGAAUUUUCGGAGGUACGGGCGACUGAAACGGCCCAACAAGACCCACCGCGCCAGGUCGCGCCUCGCCAGUCGCGACGACAACAUCGUGCCGGUGACCGAGCUGUUCCACAUGAUCACGAGCGGCAAGUACCACCUGGCCCAGACUCCGAACGACACCUCGGAGGGCGCGGUGCACUACUUUCUCGACGAUAACGGCAAGUGGUGGGCGUACUCGUUCGAGAAAGGCCCAGACGUGGCCGCAGCCGCCGCCGCCGCCGCCGCGGCGGCGGUGACGACGGCGCAGAUGUCCGCGAAUCCGCACAACGAAAAGCUACUGAACACCGUGCUGCGCCAGCAGGUCAACCAGAACGCGCAUUACGACGCGACUUGGGAGGUCGCGGAGUCGCUGAGCAACAGCUACAGCAGUUUGUCGCUCAAUUCCGCCGGUCUCACAGUGAUAAUCGACACGCCACCGGUGCUGUCGAGCCCGGCGAGCAAUCAGACCAAGACGCAGAGCUCACCGCCGUCGAAUCUGGUCUCCUCGAACACGGGCAGCUCCAUUCAGUGCCCGCUCGGCGAGUUCUCGGAGCAGUUCAAUCAGGCGCUGAUGGCGCCCUUGAUAGAGGAUCGAAAUCGCAGGGCGAUACAGAAUCUGCUGAGUAAUUUGAAUCAGAUCAACGUGUAUCAUUCGGAAUCGGGCCGCUUGCCGGUGCUGACGUUGCCCGCGCAUCAGGAACCCGACAUAAACACCAGUCUGUCGUGGAAUCGCCUGGUCGACGCCCUGGACGGCUGCGAUUCCAAGGUCAAGCAGACCAGGCACUAUUACAAGUGGAAGAUCGGCAGGCUGCCGCACAUCAAAGUGCGCUUCGACCGCCUCGCCCUGCUGGCUCUGCUCGACCGCAACCUGUCCGUGUUCGAGACCGUUGUUUCCACGUUUCUGGCCGGCGCGGUCGCGGGACUGGGCCUCCUGCUGCUCCAACAGGGUUUCUACCGCGACAUCUUCGCGUUUAUAUUCUGCUUCGUGACGGCCGGCUGCCAGUACUCGUUGCUCAAGUCGGUCCAGCCCGACGCCGCGUCGCCCACGCACGGCUUCAAUCGCAUCAUAGUGUUCUCCAGGCCCGCGUACUACAUCAUAUGCUCAAGUCUCAUUCUGAUCUUCAACGAGACGCUUAGGAACUUUAAGUCGUCCGACUUUCGGGUGUACGGACUGCGCGUCGCCGACUACGAUCUCAUACUGCAAGUGCGAAACGUCCUACUGAUAUUCCUGCUCUGCUUUCCAAUCGUGUUCUCGUUGGGGCUCUUCCCGCAGAUCAACACGUUUCUCAUGUACGUCUGCGAGCACCUGGACAUUCAUCUGUUCGGCGGCAACGCGACCACCAGUCUGGUGUCGUCGGUGUACUGCCUGUGCCGCAGCGUCGUCGCGGUUCUCAUCCUCUACGGAUUCGCCUACGGCGCCCUGGUCGAGUCCAAAUCCACGCAGCACAUCCUAUUCUCCAUAUUCGUCGGUCUGCUCGUCGCGAUAUCCUACCAUCUGAGCCGAUCGUCGUCGGAUCCCACCGUGAUAUGGGACAUCCUGAAAACGAAUCUGUGGCCGCCGGAGAUAGGGGAGAGGUACACGGAGGAGAAGGAGGCGAAAAUCAUCGAGAACACGUCGUCGUCGCAGACGCCCGACAACGUGGUCGUGAGCCUCAAGGUGACCAAGAACAAAACGUCCGGCAAGAAGAGCAUGAAGAUCAAGGUGAGCGAGAAGAUGGCGGACACCGAGCUGGUGGACCCUCUGCCGGAGAAGUUGCGCUCGACGGUGAACUCCAGGCUGAAGAACGAUCUGAUUGUGUGCGCGGUGAUCGGCACCCUGUCCUUCGGGAUUCACCGCACGACGGUGUUCACCGCCCUGCAACCGGAGCUCAAUCCGGUGCUGUGGAGUAUCGUGAGCUGUCUGGGCUUCCUACUGCACUACAUCGUGCCGCAGCUGCGCAAGCAGCUGCCGUGGCUGUGCCUCUCGAGACCGGUGUUCCGCAGCCACGAGCACGCGCAGUUCGAGGUGCGCGAGCCGGUGAGGAUCAUGUGGUUCGAGAAGUUCUACGUGUACCUGUGCUUCCUCGAGCGGAACGUUCUCUAUCCGGUUGUCUUUCUGGGCGCGCUCACCGAGUGCUCGUCGAAGAUCGCCGACAAGUUCGGCGAGGGCGUGGGCGCGCUCAUCGUCGUCGUGUGCGGCCUCAAGUCCCUCAGGUCGGCGUACUCGGACCCGUCCACCCGCUACCUCGUCCUCGUCUUCGCGGUGCUCUUCUUCCAGCUCGACUUCGGCAACCUGAGCGAGACCUUCCUGGUGGAUUACUUCGUCACGGGGAUCGCGUUCGCCAAGAUCUACGAGCUGCUGCUCAAGAUCCGCUUCGUCGUCACCUACAUCGCGCCCUGGCAGAUCACCUGGGGCAGCGCGUUCCACGCGUUCGCCCAGCCCUUCUCCGUGCCGCACUCGGCGAUGCUCUUCCUCCAGGCCGGCAUCUCGGCGAUGCUCAGCACGCCCCUGAACCCGCUGCUGGGCAGCGCGAUCUUCAUCUCGUCCUACGUGCGACCCGUCAAGUUCUGGGAGAGGGACUACAAGACCAGAAGGAUGGACCACUCGAACACGCGCAUGUCCUCGCACCUGGAGCGCAACCUGGGCGCCGACGACAACAAUCUGAACUCGAUAUUCUACGAGCAACUCACGCGCUCCCUCCAGCACAGCUUGUUCGGCGAUCUCGCGAUGGGCCGAUGGGGAAACGUCGAGCAGGGCGAUUGCUUCCUGCUCGCGUCGGAUUACUUGAACUGCUUGGUGCACAUAGUCCAAUUAGGUAACGGACUGGUGACGUUCCAGUUGAGAGGUCUCGAAUUUCGUGGAACGUAUUGCCAGCAAAGAGAGGUGGAAGCGAUCUCAGAAGGUAUCGAGGAUAACGACAAUUGCUGCUGCUGCGAAAUGGGCCAUCUGUCGAAUGUACUUAGCGUGAACGCGGCCUUCAGCCAACGCUGGCUCGCCUGGGAAGUCGCGAGCGCCAAAUACGUCCUCGAGGGCUACUCGAUCUCCGACAACUCGGCGGGCUCUAUGCUGCAGGUGUUCGAGUUUCGCAAAGUACUAGUUACUUACUACGUCAAGAGUAUCGUCUUUUACGCCGUGAAGUCGCCCAAGUUGAAGCAGUGGCUGGAGGAUCCGGAGCUCGUCGACCGGCUGAAGCCAACGCUCGACAAGAACUUCGUCGACCUCGAUCCCAUGUUCAACGUGAAAAUCGACGAGGACUUCGACUUCCGAGCGAGCGGCAUCACGCGGAGUAACUUCUGCAAUGUUUACCUCGAAUGGAUACAAUAUUGCGCCGGUAAACAGGAUAAGUCAUUGGAUGUAACACGCGAUUCGUUUCUCGUGUCUCUGUGCCUCUCGUUGAGUCUGCUGGGAAGACGCAUGUUAGGUGCUGCUUCUCACAACACAUUAUCGAACGUGGAGUUUUUUCUCUACGGCUUGCACGCGUUGUUUAAAGGAGACUUCCGGAUAACAUCGGUUCGCGACGAAUGGGUGCUGCUCGAUGUCGACCUCCUGCGCAUCGUAGUCGCAAAGGGAAUAAGAAUGGCCCUGAAGCUGCACCAGGACCACUUCAUGAGUCCAGAACAAUACGUCGAGUCAGCGGCACUCUUCGAGGCCAUCGACAAUCACGAUCAGAAUCUCGUCAUCAGUCACGAGGCGGAUCCGCUUUGGAGAAACGCUGUGCUAAGCGGCGCACCCAGUCUACUGGCGCUUAGACACGUGCUUGAUGACGGCAUCGACGAGUACAAGGUGAUAAUGCUCAACAAGCGUUACUUGAGCUUCCGCGUGAUCAAAAUGAAUCGCGAAUGCGUCCGUGGACUCUGGGCCGGCCAGCAGCAGGAGCUGGUGUACCUGAGAAACAGAAAUCCGGAGCGCGGCUCGAUACAGAACGCCAAGCAGGCUCUGAGGAACAUAAUCAACAGUUCCUGCGAUCAGCCGAUCGGAUAUCCGAUUUACGUCUCGCCUCUGACAACCAGCUACGCCGAGACUAACGAACACUUCUGCUCUAUAAUCGGAGGACCAUUGACUUUCGGCACCAUAAAGAGUACUGUGUUAAAAUUAUGGAGAAGAAUAAGAAGAAGAUGUGGCCAAGGUUGUUCCUCGGGCGGCACUGGCUCGCAAGACGACGGAGGCUUCGGAAAUGACGGAGUGUACGCGAUGACCACAUAUAACAUACAUUCUGGCUACGCUCAAUCGGGUCACAACACUUCUGGCUCUCAGUCAAUGGAGUCUGGCUGUCAAAUCGGCGGUUCGACCGGUCGGGGUUCCCUCGGUCGUGCUAACACGGGCUCUCUCGGUGGUAACAGAGGCUCGCUAGCUUCCGUCGGGAAGCCAACCAGUUCGACACUCGCCAGUUUGGCCGGACUGCUCAGUAGUAAUGAUAUUAAAAUGGAAACGAAGAGCGAGACGAGCUUCUCCAGCAAGCUCGAGAAAGAGGAGGUUUAUCAACGAGUUCGCAUUAUGGACCCCAAUCAAGUAUACGACGCUAUCAAUUUGGGCCGACGUAUAGACGUGAUUUGGCCGGACGAAAGGAUGCGACAGCAAGGCGGUCGUUCCGGCUGGCAACAUUGGGUACCGGAGAGAGGCAUGGAGGGUUGCGUGGUUCACCGCUGGUCACCGAACCACCGCGAUCCGAAUCGGCGGUCGCACGUCGACAAGGUCAUCCUGCUCGUGAAGAUCGAGGACAAGUACGUGCCGAUAGCCGAGCAAGGCGUGCGCGAUCUGGGAGCGGAGGUUUAGCACAUCUCUGGCACGGACGUGACAACGCACGACCGUCGUUUUUGCACGCUCAUUCUGCCGACUUGUAGACUUGCGGUGGCGCGUCAACCCAGCAGCCCGCCGGCGGCGGCGGCGGGUUUGACUCUCGCUCUCGAGGGUGCCCGGUACCAAUAAGACCGCGAAAGCGCGGAAAUUUAAUCUCUAAACGCAAACAAAUGUAUCAUACUGAUGUUGAGAACGCUAGUUACCUACUUCCACGAAGUCAAUACUCGCCAUUAGAUCGUAAAUCGAGGGACUCGGAUCAACGACAUGCUCGAUCACGACGUGAUACCCUUAACUUAUAUCUCGAUCGGCAAGUUUCAAUGCGGUUACAGUCGCAACGCUCAGGCCCGGAUUCCACAAGUAUAAAAUUAAUUUCAAACUCGGUUUAACUUACUGUUUAUCUCUAAUUCUAAUUCUUAGAUUAGAAAAAGACAAAAGCGAGUUGAAUUUCGUUUAAAUCGAGUUAAUCGUGAAUUGUAAAACCGGCCUUGGCGUCUCUUGUUUCUCCUUCUUUUUUUUCGGGAGAAUAUCGGGGAGUCCGCGAUACUUUUCACUUGCUUCACCGUAGGAUUGCUGUCUCCCCCCCCGCGAAACUUCCUCCGUGUCUCGGCAUGUUGUCGCCGCAAACCCUUACGAUUACGUCUCAUUUUUGUUGAUAUUGUACUUAGAAGUUUUGCAGAAUAACGGUUCGAUGAUAUUCCUCGUGAUUUAACGUCCCGUUCUUUCCAUCUUUGAAUCGUCAUUGAAUCACGAAAGUUUCGCCAAUCGGACAUUUCGACGCGAAACGCAGACAUAUUGCAAGAGAGUUGACACACUGUACAGAAAGAGGAAACAGAUAGAUAUAUAUAUAUAUAUAAAUAGAUAUAUAAGAAUAUUUUGUCACCUUGUAAGUAUCACAGAUAUACAUAUAUUGUUAUUUCUCGCGAGUUGCAUGAGAAUAUAAAAAAAAAAACCGCCAAUCGCCAAGUUAUUCAAUGCAAAUCGAAUUGUGUAUCAUGUUGUACCAUAUAUACUGUAUAUUAUAAUAUGUAUUAGUUCAUUUUAACGGAACGGAGCAGAUGUUACUUGUUGCCCGAUAUAUCUAGAUCUAUUUACUGUCGGUUAAUAGAGAAAAGGGUAGCGUUUCCGGGCGCGUUUCUCUUCCACUAAUCUAAUAAUGUAAAUGCGUCGAGAUAAUUGCUAAUUAUAAUGUAAAUGCGGUAUAUAUAUAUAUAUUUUUUGGCGGUUAAUGAAAAAGGGAUAAAACGAAUCCGCAAAGUG